UCUAAUUUUUUGUGAUCGUGGUCACGUGAUUAUUUCAAUUUCGCCCCUUGCGGCGGUACUUUUCAUGCCAGUACUGUACUACCGUACCUGCAGUAUGUACAGUCACUGAUUGGCGUACAACUUGUUACCUUCGCUAAGAUUCUAUGAUCAAAAGACACGUACAGCGCGUAUCACGAGGUGAGUACCUUGAAUAUCAUGACAACAUCAUUUUAUCUACAAUUAUUUGCAAACCUUGUGACUUCCGCCCACAAACACAAUCAUUGGUGUGAUAAACGAGCACUCGCUAUUGGCUGCGGAGAAAACUCAGGCGUUCAUUUACCCAUGGUGCCAUUAUAAUCGACAGAGCCUUUGGCAGGUAUCUCAAUCUGUCCUGCGAUUUUCAAAUGAGUCACGAUCUAUUCUCUGGUAGUUCUCGAUCAUCGGAAGGAACUUGGGAGAGACUGUGUCAAGUCGCUGUCAAGGGUGCCGAAUAUGACUCCCCUGAACGCCAGCCACAUCCAAGGUGUUUGGAAGGGACCCGAGUGACCCUUCUUGACGACAUUUACCAAUCAUUAGACAACCCGGAGAGGAGUCGACUCAUUUGGCUACAUGGCAUGGCGGGGGUCGGAAAGUCUGCAGUUGCAUUUUCUGUCGCUGAAAGGAUGAGAGGUCUGAAAGUCACAGAGCAGACGAAGACCGAGACACGGCUGGCGGGCACGUUCUUCUUCUCACGUAAAAAACCUAAUCGCUCUACAACUGGGUAUUUUUUUGCAACGCUUGCCUAUCAGCUUGCCUGCAAUUUUCCCAGCGUGCGGGAGGACUUGAACCGAGCCAUUCACGACAAUCCCGCUCUUCUAGACCCCAACAAAUCUCUUCGCGACCAGAUGGAAGGACUUUUUCUGAGACCUCUGCGGGGGCUUCAAUUCAGACUGCGCAAUUGUCUGCCUUCUACGUUCGUUAUCGAUGCCCUUGAUGAAUGUGUAUCCAAACCCGAGCUCACGGAUCUCAUCUCCUUGCUUGACCAAGCACUCCGUGAACCAAACUUACCUGUGAUCCACAUCCUGCUAACUAGUCGCUCGGAAACCCAUAUCUGCAAUGUCAUCCAAAAAACAGAAGUGCGUUCACUGGCGUCCAAGAUACCAGCCGGAAUCUCCGGGGAGGGCAUGGGUACCGUGAUCAUCUCGUUAGAUGGUGCGAUAGAUGUCGACAAGGACAUACGCAGGUUCUUGGAGCAUUCCUUCAUAGAGCUUGGAAGUCAUCCUGGUUUUCCGCAGCCAACGGCAGAUGAACUUGCACAACUGGCGAGCCGGGCGGGUAGGCGUUUCAUUGUGGCGUUCACGAUGAUGAAAUUCAUCGAACACGGAUACCAGGAUCCCCGCGAUCGACUUCAGGUCAUGCUCAGGUUCACGAGCGAGCUGCUACCAGGAAAGGAGGUGUACGAGUUAUACAACCGUAUCCUCGCCACAUGCGCCAACCCCGUACGGGCAUACCUGCACUUGUCUGUCGUUGCCGCCCUUGCAGACCCUCUCCCUAUCCGACAAAUAUCGGAACUUCUGGGUCCUGGCGAGGGUAGGGAUGUAGAGAAAACACUGGCGCAGCUACGAUCCGUCAUCGACAUUCCUACCGAUAGCAGUCUCCCGGUGAAUAUCUACCACUCGUCGGUUCGUGACUACAUUUCCGACCCUUCAAACUGUAACUUGAUCGAGGUGCAACGUAUCAAACACUCUCACUCCAUACUUGCAUGUUCCUCUUUCCGCUUAAUGAUGCGAGAAAUUCCAUUAAGCACGGCUUUCCAAAAUGUGCUAUUAGAAUUAAACAAGCAAAGCAAAGCUAUGCGACCGCACGACCCAAAAGCCCUAAAGCGCUCGUUAGCCUUCAUUGUCGAGCCACCCGAGCCACUACAUGCUCUGAUAGGUCUGCUAUGGACUCGGGGAUAUCGACGUUCAGCGUUACAAUCUUGGACAAUGAGUCGGGACGGGCUUGCCUGGCUGCAGACCCUCGGAGGAAAUGACUGGCUGCGGACUCAGGAGGGGAAGGACUGGCUAAAGACAGAAUGGGGACAGGACUGGCUACAGACCAGGUGGGGCAAUGAUUGGUUGAGGAGUCAUGGAGGCGAGGACUGGUUACAGACCCAGUGGGGAAAGGAGUGGUUGCAGACCCAGUCGGGGGAAUAUUGGCUGCAGACCUUGGGGGGCAAACUCUGGUUGCAAACUAAAAGCGGGCACGACUGGUUGCAUACUAGGAACGCGCAAGGCUCCCUGCAGUCCCAUAAGCAAGACUGCUCAUUAACCCACGAACAAGAGUGGCUCCUAACCCUCGAGCAAGAGUGGCUGCAGACUGAGCCGCUGCAAGGUCAAAGCGUGGAGGACUGGCUGCAGACCCUGGAGGGAAACUGGCUGCAGAGCCUAGAACGGGACUGGCUGCAGCAUACACAAGAAGGUCAAGAGUGGCUGUGGAAUGAGAGGGAAGACUGGUUGCAUCAGUGGGCAAAAGACUGGCUAAAGACUCAGGGGGGGAAGGACUGGCUGCGGACUCAGGAUGGUCAAUAUUGGUUACAGACUCAGGAUGGGCAAGAUUGGUUACAGACUCAGGAUGGGCAAGAUUGGCUAUGUAGCCACGGAGGACGAGAGUGGCUGCAGGCCCAUACAGAGCGAGACCAGUUGCAGAUUACGAGUGACUUGUCACAGACCGAACUGCAUACAGAGAGCCUGCAAGAGUGGCUGCAGACCCAGGACGGGCAAAGAUGGCUACAGACUGAGAGCGUGGUGGACUGGUUGCAGACCUUCGAAGUACACGAGUGGUUGCAGACACACAGCGGGCAAGGUUGGCUGCAGACCAGGAGCGGGCAGCAGUGGCUACAGACCGAGAGCGGGGAGAAUUGGCUGCAGACCAGCAAAGGAGAAGAGUGGCUGCGGACUCACCAUGGGCGAGGCUUGGCUGCAAACCGAGAGCGGACGGGACUGGCUGCAGACCCGAAGCGGACAAGACUGGCUGCAGACACCCGAUGGUCGCACUUGGCAGACGACCCUUGCGGCAUCUGUCUGGCUGACAAUUGAAGAAUUCUCCAUUACAUUUGAAGCAAUAAACGAGCACAUGAUCGACCCGGAAAUCCAUUUACUGCCAGCUUUUCAGGUUAUCCAGCAGUUCAAAAGCUUACCGGAUUUCUUGAUGUUUCCGGCGUUCCUAGCAUUAAGGCAUCAAAGUCAUUCCAGUCCUGCAUUAUUACUACCGCCAAUUUUUUGUCUCCCGGACAUGGAUAUUUUCCGUGCUAUGGAGGCCUUUGUGAAU
Molecule: messenger RNA, 3267 nt
Organism: Suillus fuscotomentosus
Lineage: Eukaryota; Fungi; Basidiomycota; Agaricomycetes; Boletales; Suillaceae
Exons: 2
Coding region: 384-3035 (883 amino acids)
Molecular function (GO): calcium ion binding
Source: RefSeq, a predicted model, not a curated record